This is a messenger RNA of Naegleria lovaniensis, 876 nucleotides long. RefSeq lists its product as uncharacterized. The record is from RefSeq and is a predicted model, not a curated record. The transcript has 2 exons. The coding region runs from base 1 to 876 and encodes 291 amino acids. NCBI's taxonomy places the organism in Eukaryota, Heterolobosea, Eutetramitea, Acrasida, Naegleriidae.
AUGGACGAUAAAUUUAUAGGAACAGCGCUUACUCAUUUGACGAAACUUGCUUUAGACAAUAGUGAACCCCUUCCUCUAACUCUGAGGAACAUUACCUUUCAAAUCAUGAAGGAGCUUACUAUUUCGUAUCCUUCAAACACGAAUAUCAUGGUGAACAUUGAAAAUGUGACCAUUCCAAAUUUAGAGAAAUUAUCGAUGCAAUGUGCAUGCAUUAAUACGGCUGGAAAGAACCAAUUCCCAAACUUACAAUCUCUCAAUUUCCAUCAUUGCAAAUUUGAUAGCUCAUUUUGGAUCGAUAGCCACCGAACCAUUUCUACCAUUGCCCUUUCUGAGAUUGAACUUGGCUCCCUAUCAUCAAGUAUUAGACAAGUAGUGAUUGACAGCCAUCCAUCUAUUGAAAUAGUUUUUGUCAGUUGCUUUGAUGAUAUUUCUAUAUUAAAUUGCCCUUCUCUCAAAAAAGCUUACAUUGAAAGAUGUAAAAAGCCUGAGAAGUUGCAAGACAUUAUCUCGUCCUUCAAAAAGAUUCACAAUUUAAAAUGCACCGUUAGUGAAGAGCAUUCCUAUAUCAUAGAACAACUUAAAGAUCAACCGUCUACCAAGUACGACAACGUUUCAAAGCUUUCUAGUUUGGCUACAAAAAUUGUAACUCAUUCACAAGAGUUUGAUGUUGGCUCUACACUGAAAAAUUGCCAACGUUUGCAAUCUUUGACUUCGUCCUCUCAAUUGAACUUUAACAAUAGGAGUUAUUCAAGCCAUUCACAAAUGCAUUAUAUAUUUAAGGCGUUCCACAAGGAAAAAGUAUUUAUGAGGGCAUCAAAAGUCAUCACGACGAUUCUAUUGGAUCCUAUCUCUCUGAAUAGUUGUAGUCAUCUCUAG